Messenger RNA from Enterobius vermicularis (human pinworm), 1314 nucleotides. Lineage: Eukaryota; Metazoa; Nematoda; Chromadorea; Rhabditida; Oxyuridae. The record is from the annotation of a GenBank genome assembly.
AUGACAAUCAUCCUAUUUGCGCUUUUUUCCACAGUGCUAUGCUCGAGAUCCGAGGUGCAGCUUCGGCAGAAGCUUAUGGAACAAUAUAACCCAUUGGAAAGACCAGUGAAGAAUUACUCGGAUAAAGUGGUAGUAACGUUGGGUAUAGCUUUACAGCAAAUUAUCAGCCUUCAUUACAGUGUCGACUCUUCUUUUGAUAGCACGUACAAAGCUGAUCUUGUCAAUUAUUAUAACGGUGAUAUGACUUGGAAUCCGCCUGGUAUCUUAAAAGUUUCGUGUAAAAUUGAUAUUUAUUGGUUUCCAUUUGAUGAACAAACCUGCUUCUUUAAGUUUGGUGCCUGGACUUAUAAUGGAGCUCAACUGGACCUCCAGGAAGGGCAAGUUGCUCUACAGGAGUAUCUCGAAAGCGGCCAAUGGGCCCUUCUUAAAGCUUGGGCGGUAAGGACAGAAGACAAUUACGGGUUGGCUGAAACAUAUCCAGAUAUCAAGAUAUAUAUGCGUCUGAGGCGAAGGACUUUGUACUAUGCCUUUAAUUUGAUAAUGCCUUGUAUGCUUACGGUGAUACUAAUAGUCCUUGGUUUUACACUUAGCCCUCAGUCUUGCGAAAAAGUUGGGUUGCAGAUCAGUGUAUCGUUGGCUAUUAUCAUCUUCUUAACCAUAGUCAAUGAUAUGACGCCGCCAACUUCGGAAGCUGUUCCGCUUCUAGGUGUAUUUUUUCAUACUUGCGUUUAUAUAUCGGUAGCAGCAACGGCAUUUACUGUCUACGUUCAAGCAAUUCAUUUUCGUGAUCCAGAAAAUUCGCAACGAAUGGGAUUUUGGAUGCACUUUAUGCUACUUGAAUUAAUUCCAUAUUUACUUGCUAUAAAAAGACCAAAGAGAAAGAACAAUUGGCAAACGAUAAAGGAAAGUUGGAGAAAUCGUGGCCUUUAUGAUCCAGAAGAAGGUUACGCAUCACUUCAUGUAGGAUCUUUAAGUUUCAGUGACCUUGAUGACACCAAAACGUUCCAGUCGUCAAGCUUAAUCAAGAAAGCUUUACGAGAAAACUUUCAAAAUUUAUUGUUUCAACUGGAAGCGCGUGAACAAACCCAAAAGACACAGUUAUCACUGCAACGUAUCAAAGUGUUAAAUAGGAUUUACAAUCAUGUUAAGGCGUUACGUAAAGGUGCAGAAGAUGAGAGCGAAGUCAGAAGUAUUGGUAUUGAGUAUCAGUUUGCCGCUUUGGUAUUUGAUCGAUUGUGUUUGGUACUGUUCACUACAGUGAUGAUCCUUACCACAGUUAUCAAUGCUGCAAGAGCACCGUAUCUGUUUGCAUAA